This is a messenger RNA of Priceomyces carsonii, 963 nucleotides long. It is a transcript of the gene SER2, whose product is annotated as phosphoserine phosphatase. The coding region runs from base 1 to 963 and encodes 320 amino acids. Gene Ontology annotation, biological process: dephosphorylation; L-serine biosynthetic process. Gene Ontology annotation, cellular component: cytoplasm. Gene Ontology annotation, molecular function: L-phosphoserine phosphatase activity; magnesium ion binding. The transcript has a single exon. The record is from RefSeq and is a predicted model, not a curated record. Lineage: Eukaryota; Fungi; Ascomycota; Pichiomycetes; Serinales; Debaryomycetaceae.
AUGAAAAAUUUAAUUCAUCAACAAAAGGUGAUUUUUGAGAGUUCAGAAAGCAUGGUACGCUAUGCAUUGACCAUUAUCUCGCGAACUAAUGCGCUAGAUGAAACAGCAAUCAGUCAGGUUGAAAGGCUUCUCGAUGAAGGGUAUCCUGAGUAUGAAAAAAAAAAACUCUCUCAAAGAGCGAUAGAUUACAUUAUGGAUCCUAAAAACCCAGAACAAUUUAAUUCAGAAACAAAAAGUAAACUCAAUCCAAAUGAGCUAGGAUGUGAUCUAUUUUUUCAAGUCCAAAGCAUAAGGCGAACCAAAAAAUUGUUUGUGUUCGACAUGGACUCGACAUUGAUCUAUCAAGAAGUUAUUGAGCUUAUUGCAGCAUACGCCAAUAUUGAGAACCAAGUUGCAGUAAUUACUGAAAAGGCUAUGAAUGGAGAGAUAGAUUUUAAUGAAUCGUUAAUCGAAAGGGUUGCUUUAUUGAAAGGUAUUGAUUCCUCCUCUAUUUGGGACGAAUUGAAAGUCAAGAUUAGAAUCACCAAAGGUGCCCGAGAACUUUGUAGAGCUUUAAAAAGAUUAAAUGUAAUAACAGCAGUUUGCUCUGGUGGCUUUAUUCCUUUAGCUGAUCAUAUAAAAAAAGAGCUUGGCCUCGAUUACGCAUUUGCUAAUCAGCUCGGAGUCGAUUCUAACAACAUUUUGGAUGGCACGACCGUUGGACCCAUUGUGAAUGGGGAUAAAAAAGCUGAAUUAUUGCAAAAAAUUGCAAAGGACCAUAGCAUUGACCUUUCUGACUCUGUAGCUGUUGGAGAUGGAGCAAACGAUUUAAAAAUGAUGCUCAUUGCAGGAUACGGCAUUGCUUGGAAUGCGAAACCCAAAGUGCAACAGUUAGCCCCUUCUUGCUUGAACAGUAAUACAUUGAGAGACAUAUUAUAUGUGAUGGGAUUCAGUGAUGCUGAGAUUAUAGAAUUAUGCAAAUAG